GAUUUUCACAGCUCGUAAUUACAAGUAGUCGUCGGUAUUUUGGAACAAAUAACAACAGUAUUAGGUUUGUUAAUCAACGGCGAUUGCAAUUAUUGGAGGCUGAGGCAAAUUCAUUUCCCAAUAACGUGGCCAAACAAGUUGAAUAUUAUAAAGAACUACUUAAAGCUAAUAACCAUAGUGCGAUUAUCACUCGAUUCGAACGUGGGAAUUUUGCACAUGAUGAUGAAUGUUUUCGAGCGUAUAUCACUGCUUUGGCUAGAACGGGUCAAGCGGAUAAAGUCUUACCAAAAAUAAUGCAAAAAUUAGAACAAACUGGUGUUAUUGGCGUUGAUGGUGCUUCAAAGAGAGCAACUUCAACGAACGAUUUGGUACAUACAAUUAUUAAAGGCCAAGGAAAAAAGACUACAGCAGAAAGUGGAUCAUCAAAUACAACAUCAAAUGCUGGUAAUAAAGAAAAUCCUAUUUAUGUUGUAAUUGAAGGAGCACGAGGAUAUAUGUUUUGGCGGGCUUUACGAUGGGUUGGCAUUACAUUCACAUAUGCCUUUUGUAUUAUUACUUUUCUUAGUAUUGCUAUGGAAAAUUCAGGACUAUUAAAGACCGGUGGAUCACAGUCGGAAUUUGAACCAUCUUCACAACAGGUGGUUAAAUUUUCUGACGUGCAUGGUGUUGAUGAAGCCAAAGAAGAGUUGGAGGAAUUAGUUGAAUUCUUAAAAGACCCUUCAAAGUUUACAGGAUUAGGAGGGAGACUUCCAAAAGGUGUUUUACUUACUGGCCCUCCAGGUACUGGAAAAACAUUAUUAGCACGUGCUGUUGCGGGGGAAGCUGGU
Molecule: messenger RNA, 827 nt
Organism: Dentiscutata erythropus
Lineage: Eukaryota; Fungi; Glomeromycota; Glomeromycetes; Diversisporales; Gigasporaceae
Source: the annotation of a GenBank genome assembly